UUAGGUAGCACUUUUAAAAACAGAUGAUUUCACUACCAAUAUGUGGAAUAUUUGCAGGUUGCGCCUCUAAUGUUGUAUUUUUAGAGUUAUUAACAAAAUCGAAUCCUGGUUCAGGAAAUCUUAUUACCUUUGCACAAUUUCUCUUUAUUGCAGUAGAGGGAUUUAUUUUUAACCGCAAAUUCGGGAUGAAGGCUCGUGUAAUACCAUUAAAGCACUAUGGUUUGAUGGUUAUAAUGUUUUUCUCUUUCAGUUUAAUUAACAAUUAUGCACUCAAUUUUAAUAUCCCGAUGCCACUUCACAUAAUUAUCAGAUCAGGUUCACUAGUUGCAAAUAUGAUAUUAGGUGCCUUCAUUUUAAAUAAAAAAUAUAGUUAUCAAAAGAUUAUAGCAGUAAUUAUGAUAACCAUAGGUAUAUGCAUAUUUACAUUUGCUUCUGCAAAUAAUACGAUAAGAGAGGCAGCUAACACAAAAUCUGACCUUGAAGUAAGGAAUCAUACCAUGAUAUUAUGUAUAGGCGUGUGUUUAUUGGUGAUCGCACUUUUGUUAUCGGCGCUGACUGGCUUGUAUCAAGAAAAAUUAUAUGACAGAUUUGGUAAGCAGUCCAAAGAAGCUCUAUUCUAUUCGCACGCUUUACCCUUGCCCGGAUUUAUUUUCGUCUACGAAGAUCUUUUAUAUUACAUCAAAGAAUAUAAUCGUUCAGAAACGAUUGGCACGAUUGGCCCUUUGCAUAUCUCGACCAUGUGGCUUUACUUAUUGGGAAACGUUGUGACUCAGUACAUCUGCAUCAGAAGCGUUUUUUGGAUGACGAGCGUUUAUUCGUCCCUAACUGUCACGCUAACGUUAACGCUUAGGAAAUUUUUGAGCCUAUUCAUAUCCAUAAUUUAUUUUUCGACGACGUUCACCCUUACCCAUUCAAUCGGCAUCGGUCUCGUACUAACGGGGACCUGUCUAUUUUACGAGUUAUUUCCCAAUAUGACGUCAUCGUCCAAAAAUGAAAUCGCUAUUACGUACGAUGGUACCCACGACAAUUCAAACGCGACUCUAUCAGGUAAGAAAAUUAAGACGCAUUGAAUCUGCCAUUUUUUUUAAAAAAUAAUUUGAUUAGUGUUAUAAACUUUAAUAAAAUUAUAAAUAUUUUUAAAUUUUUUUUUAAUAAAUCGUCAAAAAUUCUUGUUCAUCAUUUUGUUUUUAACCCAGCGCAAUAGAAAUUUUACCGUUUUUUUUGUAAUUUAUGAUAACUUUUUUUUAACAAAAAAUACCAAAGAUAAUUUUUUUUUAAUGAAAUUAAGAUAGUUUUUUUAGAAUAUUUUUUUAGAAAUUAUCUCAAAUCUUACAUGCAAUAUUUUUGUAAUAUUAUAUAGACAAUCUUUUGUUUUAUACCCAUUAUAUUUAUUAUUAUAUUUAGUGCUA
This is a messenger RNA of Gordionus sp. m RMFG-2023, 1409 nucleotides long. Its product is annotated as nucleotide sugar transporter SLC35B4-like. Gene Ontology annotation, cellular component: endoplasmic reticulum membrane; Golgi membrane. The transcript has 10 exons. Gene Ontology annotation, biological process: transmembrane transport. NCBI's taxonomy places the organism in Eukaryota, Metazoa, Nematomorpha, Gordioida, Chordodea, Parachordodidae. Gene Ontology annotation, molecular function: UDP-N-acetylglucosamine transmembrane transporter activity; UDP-xylose transmembrane transporter activity. The coding region runs from base 24 to 1070 and encodes 348 amino acids. The record is from RefSeq and is a predicted model, not a curated record.